UACGAUCUUAGUUACGAUGCGGCUGCUGCUCCUGCCCUGGGCGCUGCUGGCGCUGCUGGGCGGCGGGGGGGCCGGGAUCCCGCCUCACGAGGACGCGGCGCGCGUGGCCCGCUACGUGGUUCACCAGUGCGACUGGGGCGCGCUGGCCACGCUCUCCGCGCGCGAGCCGCUGCGGGGCCGCCCCUUCGCCAACGUCUUCUCGCUGAGCGACGGGCCGCCCGGGCCCCGCGGCAGCGGCGUCCCCUACCUCUACCUCACCGCGCUGGAGGUGUCCGUGCAGGACCUGCAGGUGGAUGCAAAUGCCUCCCUAACAGUGUCUUUGGCACAGACUCCUUAUUGCAAGAAGAAAGGCUAUGAUCCUCAGAAUCCCCUGUGUGCCCACAUUAUCUUCUCUGGGACUGUUGAUAAGGUGAAUGAUACAGAAGCUGUCUUUGCAAAGCUAGCAUUAUUCAGUCGACACCCUGAGAUGGCAAGCUGGCCUCGAGAUCAUAACUGGUUCUUUGCCAAAUUCAACAUCACCAAUAUCUGGGUCCUGGACUACUUUGGUGGACUGAAAACUGUGACUCCACAAGAAUAUUACAAUGUCACACCUUAGUAGAGGAAAAUCCUGGAUAUUAUCGACAUACAAACUAACUUCCCGGCCUUUCGCCAUGCUUUGUUUCAAGAGAGAGUAUCUUCUCAUUCGCUUCUAGAGCUGAGUUAAUACGGGAAAAAAAAAUCACAAAUGCACUCAAUUUUUAAUGAGUUUGCUUUGUGUAUACUCCCACAUGUUUGUAUUCACAUCUCACAAACAUUUGUGUGAUUGAGCCUUUACUGGCAAGAAUGAUCACACAAAUGAAUUUCCAAAUCUCACGUGAGUAUUCCUGUUGAGGAAAAUGUGUUAAUCAGGGCAUAGCCAUAGGUGGGCCACACCCAGGCCUACCCAAAUCUGAGCCAGUGUGAAUGCCCUCCCUCCCCGUUAUAGGGAAUGGAGAAGGAAAUGGAAAGCCUCUGUUCUUCCCUCCUCUCCCUAGCUUUUCUGGAUUGGCUAGUAACGGCCUCCCCCAACAGGGGGAGAGGUGUGGGGGGGCUACUAGUAGGGGGAACACAGCUGCCCUGCAGGGUCAUGUAAAUUCACCUUAUAGACCCCAGGGAUUGGGGAGGGUGGAGUGCUGUGCACCCAGUGGUGGCAGGGAUCAGAGCCAGGUGGCGUCAGCUACAGAAUAGAGGAACAGGCUGCUGCUUCUGCAGUGUGGAGCCCAGCCAAGCUCUCUCAUCAUUGCCCAUCUACCAUAAAUUGGUACCCAGUCAAAUUUCUAUUUCUAGCAGUGCUACUGAUGUUAAUCACAACUAAUCAGCACAGUUUAAAUCAUAUGUCUGAGCACAAACAGUUUUACAAAUAUCAAUCUGUAUGGUUUUAAACAAUUUUAUGUCUAAUAAAUAAGACUAAGGUUUGGUCAUCGGUAUUUAUAGCAAAAGUCAUGGACAAGUCAGGGCCCUGAAUUUUUGUUUGCCUGUGACCUGUCCCUGACUUUUACUAAAAAUACCCCUGAGUAAUUCUUAACUGCUCCUAGGGUGCUUCUGCUCUGGGGGGAUUCAGGGACCAAAGGCUGGCCCCUGCUCUGGCGGUGGGAGCUGACUGCCUCUGGCCACCUGUUGCUCUGAGUCCCCCGGGGACUACUCUCCAAUGGCCUCUGGGGCCAUCCCCGGGGCCACUGCUUGGACGGCCUUGCGGUCAGCCGCACUGGCCGCUGCAGCAGUGGAGGUCAUGGAAUCCAUGACCCCUGUGACAGACUCACAGCCUUACUAAUAAAUAACUCAGGUUAUGAUUUGUUGUGGAUUGUCUGCAUGAAGAAAAGGGCUAAGUUUAUCUAAAACUACUUGAGUAUUAGCUCAGCUCUAUACAUUUCUGUGCCUUAAUUAAAUCAUUUCUGUUUGUGGGCUCUCUAGAAAGAGAGAACUUCUUAAAAUAUCAGUUAUGUUCUGGGUCAUAGUCUUUGGUUACAGUUUACUCUGCCCCAGCUAUGUUCUGCAGUGUGGCCCAGGGCUGAUGACAUCUAGAAUAUGGAAUGGACUAUUUGCAUCAAGAUGGAGUUUGAAUUGCUGGGAACCUGAAGGCUCCAGGAACCUCGAUUGCACAUUAUUGAUGAGUACAGCUGCAGUCUGAAACACUUCCUGUUUAGGUACUUGUAUAGCUCUCAUCAUUGUAAU
Molecule: messenger RNA, 2190 nt
Organism: Mauremys mutica (yellowpond turtle)
Lineage: Eukaryota; Metazoa; Chordata; Testudines; Geoemydidae
Gene: CREG1
Product: cellular repressor of E1A stimulated genes 1
Exons: 4
Coding region: 17-595 (192 amino acids)
Source: RefSeq, a predicted model, not a curated record